UCAGCAAAAGAUUUCUAUAUAGAUUAAGAUAAGAGAGUAAAAUCAUGUUUUAUUACAAGAUUACAGUGACUAUUGUAUUAGUUGCCUUGAAUGCUGAGGCCAGAUCUUAUGGACCCACCACACCAGAUUACCAGAAGUGUAGAUACGGGCGUUACCAGGCUGAUCUCGGUAAUGAGGAGCUGUGUAAUCCAUGGCGCCCAAUGUGUGCUAAAGGAUAUAACUGUCAAGGCGGUCCAGCCGACCAACCAGGACCCUGUUGUAAAGCUGUAAACCCAUGUAAAGUUGGUGAACCAUACUCAAGAGACGGGGAUGCUCCUAACUGUUUAAAGAAUUAUGGAUUGUCUACCUGUCCCAAAGGGUACACGUGUAUAGGGACAAAAGAAACAUCCUCCGUGUGCUGUAAAGGUUGUACAUAUGAAGGAAAAACUUAUUUUCCAUCUGAAAAGUUUUACAAUAACCUUGGUGAACAUUGCACCUGUUUAGCUAACGGACAUGUAACUUGUUUAGAAAAAGUCCCUUGUAAGUACGGAAGCAAAACAUAUUCAUACGGAGAGCCACAGUUUCCUAAAGGGGAUGGAUGUAAUGUCUGCACAUGUCUAAAGGAUGGAACAGUGUCUUGUACAAAUAACCCUUGCUAUUGCAAAAAUAAAAAUGUCAAGUACGAGAUCGGACAAAAGUUUGAUGAUGGCUGCAAAAGAUGUGUUUGCACGAAAACAGGAGAAGUAACAUGUACAGACCAGUAUUGCCCAGUACCAUGUCAGUACGGAGGCAAAACGUACACAUAUGGAGAGCCACAGUUUCCUAAAGGUGAUGGAUGCAAUAUCUGUACAUGUCUUAAAGACGGAACCGUGACUUGUACAAAUAACCCUUGCUAUUGCAAAUAUAAAAAUGUAAAAUACAACAUCGGACAAAAGUUUGGUGAUGGCUGCAAAAAAUGUGUUUGCACAAAAACAGGAGAAGUGACAUGUACAGACCAGUAUUGCCCAGUACCUUGUACCUACGGAGGCAAAACGUACACAUAUGGAGAGCCACAGUUUCCUAAAGGUGAUGGAUGCAAUGUCUGCACAUGUCUAAAGGAUGGAACCGUGACUUGUACAAAUAACCCUUGCUAUUGCAAAUAUAAAAAUGUAAAAUACAACAUCGGACAAAAGUUAGAUGAUGGCUGCAAAAAAUGUGUUUGCACAAAAACAGGAGAAGUAACAUGCACAGACCAGUAUUGUCCAGUUCCUUGUACCUACGGAGGCAAAACGUACACAUAUGGAGAGCCACAGUUUCCUAAAGGGGAUGGAUGUAAUGUUUGCACAUGUCUAAAGGACGGAACAGUGUCUUGUACAAAUAACCCUUGCUAUUGCAAAUAUAAAAAUGUAAAAUACAACAUCGGACAAAAGUUUGAUGAUGGCUGCAAAAAAUGUGUCUGCACGAAAACAGGAGAAGUAACAUGUACAGAUCAGUAUUGCCCAGUGUACUGUCACUAUAAUGGUCAAAAAUAUUCUUCUGGGGAGACUUUCCCGGCAACUGAUGGAUGUAACCAGUGCACGUGUCAGCAGACGGGACAGGUCACGUGCGGGAACAAAGCAUGUAACACUUAUCCAACAAAAGUGUACUGUAUGUAUAACUACAUAAGAUAUUCUGCUGGAGAGACUUUCCCAUCAACAGAUGGUUGUAACCAGUGCACCUGCUUAGCCAACCGCAAGGUGUCAUGUGGAAACAAAACCUGUCAAUCUUAUCCAGGAUAAUCAACAAUCCCUCUGAUUUGCCAUUGAUCUAUUUGCUGACACUGAUAUCAAGGAAUACUGUGAUUUUAUAUUAACAUUUUUACACUGAUCUUGUAUAUGAUUUUUUUGUACUGAUUUUUAAUUUUAUUUCUAUUGAGAAUAAAUUUUAUAAAAAAUA
Messenger RNA from Saccostrea cuccullata (small rock oyster), 1893 nucleotides. Its product is annotated as kielin/chordin-like protein. Gene Ontology annotation, biological process: negative regulation of BMP signaling pathway. Gene Ontology annotation, molecular function: protein binding. The transcript has 15 exons. The record is from RefSeq and is a predicted model, not a curated record. NCBI's taxonomy places the organism in Eukaryota, Metazoa, Mollusca, Bivalvia, Ostreida, Ostreidae. The coding region runs from base 45 to 1736 and encodes 563 amino acids. Gene Ontology annotation, cellular component: AMPA glutamate receptor complex; extracellular region.